Molecule: messenger RNA, 2823 nt
Organism: Gastrolobium bilobum
Lineage: Eukaryota; Viridiplantae; Streptophyta; Magnoliopsida; Fabales; Fabaceae
Product: cation/H(+) antiporter 20-like
Exons: 5
Coding region: 39-2519 (826 amino acids)
Biological process (GO): proton transmembrane transport; regulation of pH
Cellular component (GO): membrane; endomembrane system
Molecular function (GO): antiporter activity
Source: RefSeq, a predicted model, not a curated record
UUUUCAUUCCCAAACAACAAACAACACUCUUUUUAACCAUGACCACGCUCAAUACGAGCAACAUCAGAACAUCUUCGGAUGGAGCAUGGCAAGGUGAUAAUCCUCUGAACCACGCUCUUCCCUUGUUAAUCAUUCAAACCAUCCUUGUCAUCCUCGUGAGCCGCACCCUCGCUUUCUUCCUCAAACCUCUUCGUCAACCCAAAGUUGUCGCCGAGAUAAUCGGUGGAAUUGUGCUAGGACCUUCUGUUAUUGGUCGUAACAAAAGUUUCAUGCACAUAGUGUUCCCUUCAUGGAGCACUCCCAUACUGGAAUCAGUAGCAAGCAUUGGCCUCCUUUUCUAUCUUUUUCUAGUGGGUCUCGAGCUCGACCUUCGAACCAUUCGCCGGAGCGGCAAGCGAGCUUUCAACAUCGCGGUGGCCGGAAUAUCCCUUCCGUUCCUCUUUGCCGUUGGAGUCACCUUCUUGCUCCCCAAAGUUAUCCACUUUGAAAACCACAAGGUUGGUUUCCUUCAGCGCUUCAUUUUCUUGGGUGUUUCUCUCUCCAUCACUGCCUUCCCUGUGCUCGCGCGCAUCUUAGCGGAGCUCAAGCUCUUGACAACACAAGUGGGAGAAACUGCCAUGGCGGCUGCAGCCUUCAACGACGUGGCUGCAUGGGUGUUGCUUGCCCUCGCGGUGGCUUUGACCGGUGGUGGACACAAAAACAGCGUUCUCACAUCCAUCUGGGUGCUUUUUUCAGGUGUAGCAUUUGUUGCCUUCAUGUUGUUCCUGAUUCGACCCAUGAUGCACCGCAUUGCUCGUCAAUGUUCUCGUGAACACGAUGUCCUAGACGAAACCUAUAUAUGCUUAACCCUUGCAGGGGUAAUGUUAUCAGGGUUCGUGACAGACCUAAUAGGGAUACAUUCAAUUUUUGGGGCCUUCAUUUUUGGGCUAACAAUACCAAAAGGAGGUGAAUUUGCAAACAGGGUAACAAGGAGAACAGAGGACUUUGUUUCAACUCUGUUGCUUCCCUUGUACUUUGCAUCAAGUGGGUUGAAAACAGAUGUUGCUAAGUUGCAGGGUGUGGUGGAAUGGGAGCUUCUUUUGUUGGUUAUAUCAACAGCAUGCGCAGGGAAGAUUUUGGGAACGUUUGUGGUGGCAGUGAUGUGUAUGAUACCAGUGAGAGAAUCGUUAACACUUGGAGUGUUGAUGAACACCAAAGGGUUGGUGGAGCUUAUAGUUCUCAAUAUUGGCAAAGAAAAGAAGGUUCUUAACGAUGAGAUGUUCACAAUCCUGGUCUUAAUGGCUAUCUUCACCACCUUCAUCACAACCCCAAUGGUUUUAGCCAUACACAAACCCUCUCGUUCAGUUAAUUCCCUAACACGCCAUGCUCUAUUGCCAAGACCACCACCACUAACAGAUUUACAAGAGAAACUUCGAAUCCUUGCAUGCAUCCAUGGACCUAGCAACGUGCCUUCACUAAUCAACUUCAUAGAAUCACUUCGAGCUACAAAGGAGUCUCAACUCAAACUCUACGUGAUGCAACUCAGUGAACUCACUGAUAGCUCAUCAUCAAUCUUAAUGGUUCAAAGAAGCAGAAAGAACGGGUUUCCAUUCUACAGGUUCCAAAGAGGAGCAUUACGUGAACAAAUUGCCACAGCAUUUCAAGCUUUUGGUCAAGUAGGUCUAGUUAAUGUACACCAAUUAACAUCAAUCUCUUUGUUGUCUUCAAUGCACGAGGACAUAUGCCAUGUUGCUGAAAAGAAAGGUGUGGCAAUGAUAAUAUUGCCGUUUCACAAAAGGUGGAGAAGGGAAGAUGAAGAGGCAAAUAAUAUAGAAGACAUAGGGAAUGGAUGGAGGGAAGUGAAUCAGAGAGUGCUUCAACGUGCACAUUGUUCUGUUGCAUUGCUUGUGAAUCGUGGGGUUGGUAGGUGUGAAGAACGAGGUGAGAGUAGUGGUGUUGAUGGGAAGAGGGUGUGCAUGAUUUUCAUUGGAGGACCAGAUGAUCGUAAGGUUUUGGAGUUGGGUAGUAGGAUGGCUGAACAUCCAGCAGUUAGGUUGGAUCUUGUGAGAUUCACUUCUUCAGGCAAGGAAGGUAAGGAUAAGAGAGGCAACCAUAAGUCAUCAACAUCAGACAACAAUUGGGAAAAAGAGAAGGAGUUGGAUGAGGUUGCAGUAAACGACUUCAAAACAAAAUGGCUUGGGACAGUGGAGUACAUUGAAAAGGACACAAGAAACAUAACAGAGGAGGUUUUAACAAUUGGGAAGGCUAACGAGUACGAGCUAGUAAUUGUUGGGAAGGGACAACAGCUUCUUGGGUCAACAACCAUGGUAACAAACAUAAAUGAUUCUCGUCACGAGUAUGCUGAGCUGGGGCCCAUUGGAGAUCUCUUAACUUGUUCAGAUCAUGGCAUUAAGAGUUCAGUGCUUGUUAUACAAGACCAUGAUUUGAUUAAUUCAAAUGAAACUAGUCUCGAAAAGACAGCAAGGGCCAAGAGUAAUGUGAUGAAUGAUGCUAUCUCAGAAAUUGAAACAUCCGUAUAAAAUUAUAUCAAAUAUGUAGAAAGCAAAAUAAACCCCCAUCUCAGGUACUGUAUUUUGAUCCUUCAUGAAUCUAUAUAAAGAAGACCUUAUGUUUGGAAAUAUGCAAGUCAUGCAGGGUGGUCCAGACCCACAUUCGGCCUAAACGCAUCAUCGAGUGCCUGUACAUCUUUAAGGACUACAAGAUGAGCUGAAUAGAACAUUGAACCUAUGCUUCAAACAUCAGAUAGAUUUAGUUUAUAUAGAAUUUCAAGUUAGUUAUCUUAUAGAUUAUCUAUUAUAUCCGUUUAAUAGUUAUCUUGUAUUU